AAGCACCCAUGGGGGAUGAAUGAAGAGGGACCACCCACUGUUUUCUCUAGCCGCCCAGUGAAUGGCCCUCUCCUGGUUCCUCAAAGUCAUGUUGGGAGAACUGGAAAGUCCAGUUACCCAGCUUCCCCCUCCCAUUUCCCCUCAAAUGCCUGCACUAAGGAUUGGCUGUAGAAAGGUAGGCUGGGUAAGGAGAGACCAGGGGGUGCUUCAGACAUCUCUUCUGUCCAUCAAGAAGUGAGGUGGCCACAAUGGGGACCGGACUGACCCUCUUCCUCCUCCUGACCUUCCUUGGCAGCUCACAUGGAACAGGGCCAGGAAUGACUCUGCAACUGAAGCUGAAGUAUUCCUAUCUUGCGAAUUCACCCUAUGAUUCCAGCUCCCUGGAAUUGCUCAAGAAGCUCUGCCUCCUGCUCCACCUCCCAUCACGGACCAAUGUCACCCUCAGUCAGGCUGGAUCCGCACAGCACAUUAUUUGCAAAGUCUGAGAGCAAUCAGAGCCUGUGCCCCUCUUGGAUGGGGUGUUUGCCCCCCCUUCCCCACCUGGUGCAGGGGGAAUACCCUGGCCCUAUCUUCCAGCAGGCCCUCACCUGCUGAGUGGCAGGAAAUAAGCUGAAUUAAAUGACUUUGUGGAUUCGUGAGCCAGCUGUAAAAAAAGUAUUGGACACCCAAGACUCUGUCUGAUUCUCCUUUGAAAAGCAGAGGGGUUCUGGGAUGGACUCGCUCUCCCUCAAUGCCAGUUUCAAAGGCCUAGAGAGAAUCUAGGGAAUUAACUGGAGACACACACACACACACACCCCAAAUGCACAUACACAGGGACAUGAACACACACUUCAUUUUGAGAUCUUCAAAAUACCUGGGAAUAAGGGAAAGACCCACGUAUUGAGCUCAUACUUUGCUCCAGGUGUGAUGCUUCCCCAGGUCAAUGAUUGCAGCAAUAUUAAAUAUAGCAUAAUAGGUAUUAUUAUCUGAUUUUCUAGAUCAGGAAGUUGAGGCUUAGAGAGGAUAGGCCACUCAUCUGACAUCCAUUUGCAGUGCAGAGGUCAGACACCAGACAAAUGCCUUGGCUUAAGCCAGAUUUUUGUGUCCUCUCCCAUUGCUUAAGCCUUGGGGUCAGGGGCUCAGAAUCCAGACAGACAUGGGGACAGACACCCACAGGACAUGGGCCCUCUGAACCAGGGAUCCAUACAGGCUAAUCAGGGUAGAAGGAGGGGUGAGAGGCAGCUCAGGUGAGACAUGAAGGGUUUAGCUGAUGAGAGGGUGGCCAGCUGAUAUAGGUGGGGGGAAUGGGUGCUAGCAGAGGUUGUGCUGGCUAAACAUAAGGACGUGUAGCCACAGAGGCCCGUACUUGAAUCCUAGCUGAGUUUCUCAUCUGUGUGGAGCCUGCACUUCUUCACCUGCAAAAUGGGUAUAAUGACAAUACCUGCUUCAUAGGAUUGUCAUGAGGAUUACACAGAUAAGCUACCUAGAGCACAUGCCGCUGUGCCUGUCAGAUAAAGGGACAUAAGUGGUAAGGAUUGUUGUUAGAAUAGAAAACCAGUUCCAAUGUGUAAGUCCCAUCAAGGUCCAGUGUUCUCCUCCUGAUUUUUUUGAGGCAGGCACUCAUUUGACGCCCCCACUCAAGAUUAUCUUGAGUCCUUACCAGCUGUCUCAAAUUGCAAGCAUGAUGCCAAGACUUGACCAUUUGGGGUAUUCAUAUGAUUGCUUCCUGCUCU
Messenger RNA from Phyllostomus hastatus (greater spear-nosed bat), 1712 nucleotides. RefSeq names its product surfactant associated 2 (gene SFTA2). Bases 249 to 485 code for a protein of 78 amino acids. The record is from RefSeq and is a predicted model, not a curated record. Lineage: Eukaryota; Metazoa; Chordata; Mammalia; Chiroptera; Phyllostomidae. The transcript has 3 exons.